AUGUCCUCGGCGUGGGGCUUCAAAGGGGGCCGCCGGUUUGGUGGAGCAACAGUAGACGACCACAAGCUGACGUUGGACGAACUUCACAGAAAGUACGGGACCGACUUGAGCAGGGGUCUGUCCUCCUCUAGAGCAAAAGAGAUCCUGGCCAGAGAUGGCCCGAACGCCCUCACGCCUCCUCCCACCACGCCCGAAUGGGUCAAAUUCUGCAAACAGUUGUUUGGCGGUUUUUCCAUGCUGCUGUGGAUCGGCGCCAUCCUUUGCUUCCUCGCUUACGGUAUCCAGGCUGCCUCAGAGGAUGAACCGGCCAAUGACAAUUUGUAUUUGGGCGUCGUGCUGUCUGCCGUCGUCAUCAUCACUGGCUGCUUCUCCUACUACCAAGAAGCCAAGAGCUCCAAGAUCAUGGACUCCUUCAAGAACCUGGUCCCUCAGCAAGCCCUGGUCAUCCGCGACGGCGAAAAGAAGAACAUCAACGCUGAAGAGGUGGUGGUCGGUGAUCUGGUGGAGGUGAAAGGAGGAGACAGGAUCCCCGCCGAUCUGAGAAUCAUCUCUGCUCACGGCUGCAAGGUGGACAACUCUUCCCUGACUGGUGAAUCAGAGCCUCAGACCCGUGCCCCAGACUUCUCCAAUGACAAUCCUUUGGAAACCAGGAAUAUCGCUUUCUUCUCCACCAACUGUGUUGAAGGAGCAGCCAAAGGUGUCGUCAUCAACACCGGAGACCGCACCGUCAUGGGCCGCAUUGCCUGCUUGGCCUCCAGCCUGGAGGGCGGCAAAACUCCCAUUGCCGUUGAGAUCGAGCACUUCAUCCACAUCAUCACCGGUGUCGCCGUCUUCCUCGGAGUGUCUUUCUUCAUCCUGUCCCUCAUCCUCGGAUACGGAUGGCUGGAGGCCGUCAUCUUCCUGAUUGGUAUCAUUGUUGCCAACGUGCCUGAGGGUCUCCUGGCCACCGUCACUGUGUGCCUGACCCUGACCGCCAAGCGGAUGGCCAAGAAGAACUGCCUGGUGAAGAACCUGGAAGCCGUGGAGACCCUGGGCUCCACCUCCACCAUCUGCUCGGACAAGACCGGCACCCUGACCCAGAACAGGAUGACCGUAGCCCACAUGUGGUUCGACAACCAGAUCCACGAGGCCGACACCACGGAGAACCAGAGCGGCACCUCCUUCGACAGGAGCUCGGCUACCUGGGCGGGCCUGGCCAGAAUCGCCGGACUCUGCAACCGGGCCGUCUUCCUCGCGGAUCAGAGCAACGUUCCCAUUCUAAAGAGAGAUGUGGCCGGUGACGCCUCAGAAGCUGCCUUGCUCAAGUGCAUUGAGCUGUGCUGUGGGUCUGUGAGCGCCAUCAGAGACAAAUACCCCAAGGUCGCCGAGAUUCCAUUCAAUUCAACCAACAAAUACCAGCUCUCUAUCCACAAGAACUCCACCCCUGGAGAAACCAAGCACCUGCUGGUGAUGAAAGGAGCCCCAGAGAGGAUUUUGGACCGCUGCGCCACCAUCAUGCUCCAGGGCAAAGAGCAGCCUCUAGAUGAUGAGAUGAAAGACGCUUUCCAGAAUGCCUAUGUUGAGCUGGGAGGACUUGGAGAGAGAGUCCUGGGUUUUUGUCAUUUCAACCUGCCCGACGACCAGUUCCCAGAUGGCUUUGCUUUUGACACUGACGAGGUGAACUUCCCCACCGAGAACCUGUGCUUUAUGGGCCUGAUGUCCAUGAUCGACCCCCCUCGCGCCGCUGUGCCCGACGCCGUCGGCAAAUGCAGGAGCGCCGGAAUCAAGGUUAUCAUGGUGACUGGUGACCAUCCCAUCACUGCCAAGGCCAUCGCUAAAGGUGUGGGCAUCAUCUCCGAAGGCAACGAGACUGUUGAAGACAUUGCUGCCCGCCUAAAUGUUCCGAUUUCCGAGGUUAACCCAAGGGACGCCAAGGCCUGCGUCGUCCACGGUGGCGAGCUGAAAGACUUGACCGCCGAGCAGCUGGACGAAAUCCUGAAGUACCACACGGAGAUUGUGUUCGCCAGAACGUCCCCACAGCAGAAGCUGAUCAUCGUGGAGGGCUGCCAGAGACAGGGCGCCAUCGUGGCCGUGACGGGUGACGGCGUGAACGACUCCCCCGCUCUAAAGAAAGCCGACAUCGGCGUCGCCAUGGGGAUCGCCGGCUCCGACGUCUCCAAACAAGCCGCCGACAUGAUCCUGCUGGACGACAACUUCGCCUCCAUCGUGACCGGAGUGGAAGAAGGCCGCCUCAUCUUCGACAACCUGAAGAAGUCCAUCGCCUACACCCUGACCAGCAACAUCCCUGAGAUCUCGCCCUUCCUCUUCUUCAUCAUCGCCAACAUCCCCCUGCCCCUGGGGACCGUCACCAUCCUCUGUAUCGACCUGGGAACCGACAUGGUCCCCGCCAUCUCCCUGGCUUACGAAGCGGCUGAGAGCGACAUCAUGAAGAGGCAGCCCCGAAACCCCAAGACGGACAAACUGGUGAACGAGAGGCUUAUCAGCAUAGCCUACGGACAAAUCGGCAUGAUGCAGGCCACAGCUGGGUUCUUCACAUAUUUCGUGAUCCUGGCGGAGAACGGCUUCCUCCCCAUGGACCUCGUGGGGAUCAGGGUGUACUGGGACGACAAAAUGGUGAACGACCUGGAGGAUAGCUACGGGCAGCAAUGGACGUACGAGCGCAGGAAGAUCGUGGAGUUCACCUGCCACACGGCCUUCUUCGCCAGCAUCGUCAUCGUCCAGUGGGCCGAUCUGAUCAUCUGCAAGACCAGGAGGAACUCCAUCGUGCAGCAGGGAAUGAAAAACCGCAUCCUCAUCUUCGGGCUCUUUGAGGAGACGGCGCUCGCUGCCUUCUUGUCCUACUGCCCCGGAAUGGACGUCGCCCUCAGAAUGUACCCUCUCAAGCCAUGUUGGUGGUUCUGCGCCUUCCCCUACUCCCUCCUCAUCUUCCUCUACGACGAAGGCAGAAGAUACAUCCUCAGACGCAACCCGGGCGAUUUUUACCGAACGGACAAGCUAAAUGUGUCAGAUGGCCAUUUUUUCCCCGAAAGCUGA
Menidia menidia (Atlantic silverside) is the source of this 3033-nucleotide messenger RNA. Lineage: Eukaryota; Metazoa; Chordata; Actinopteri; Atheriniformes; Atherinopsidae. The record is from the annotation of a GenBank genome assembly.